AGAUCGUCACAGAUGAACUGCCUCAGAUGCAGCUCAACACGCUCUACACCCUCUACACGGUCUAAUGUGUUCAUUGUAAUGUGAUCGAAUAAUAUGUAGACGAAUUAGGUUCUCAUAUUUGUGUUUGCUAGCAUAGUAUUUUACAUACAUGAGACAGCCAGUGUGUAUAUUUAAGAUUCUGUUAUUUUAAGUACUUUGUGAUUUCCUUUGAACCUCAACACUAGAAUUUCAGCGCGAUUAUGUAUGUUUUCAUGUGCUCUACUUUCGUAGUCUGAUACGGUUGAAAGAUCUGUGUAAUACGUAUUGUAACCGCCUAACAGGACAAGGUGUAAGAAAGGUAGUAAUGUGUUAACGUCAGACUUAUCGAGAAAUAUGUUUGGUAGGAAAUGGAUAUGGAGGGCGUGAUGAAAUUUAACAUUUGUGCAUCGUGUUUGAUGUGUAUGUGAGUUACGGAGAUGUUGAAGUAGGUACUGCAUAUGAAAAACGUAUAAUAUUUUAUUUACUUACAACAUUAACAUUGACACAGACACGAAAUUUAGUCUUGGAAUGGUUGUGCACAAGGGUGAAUAAAAUGAAUCUAGUUUACAUUUAUAUUUAGUUGACCCAGUUUUAAUGCGUUGUGAUAUUCAUUCAUAUCAUUGACCUUUGAUCUGUUGUGUGUUGAAGUCAAAAUAAUAUCAGCAUAAACUGUGGCAAUCCUGUGGGUUACCCGGGAAUCGAAAAUAAUAAACGAAGCAUGUAGUUAAUGAACAGCUGUUGCCAAAUGACCCAUUAUGGGAAUGUAUCAACAUGACGUCCGUUUUUUCACUCGGAUUACAAAAUAUAUAUUAUUUGAAGUAAUCUUGAAUGUGUUAUGUAAAAUGGGAGUGUUUUUAAGUAAUUAAUUCCUUGUGAACAGUGCCCAGGUCUAAAUUGUGGGUUGUAUUGUGCUCAUUUAAACAAAUGACAAUGUUGCUAAGUUGUCAGUCCGCAUGUAAUGGUAGAGGAGUAGUGGCUCUAUGUGCUUGUAUUCAGUGUCUUCACAGACUGGCUUAGUUUCAUAACUCAUGUUGGUGGCUGGUGAAUACGGUAUGGCAGAAGGUGCUUCAUCAACAUCUGUUACAAGUUUGCAUCCAAAUAUUACGGAGUCAUCAGUACCCUUAGAAGAGGACCACUUCUGCAAGCUAAUUUUAUAUAUUGAAAUUAGUAAUUCCAGAGUUCGGAUUUGGGAUGUAAUCAUUCUGGUUCCAAACCUCUUGUUUCUCCUGUUUCUUGCAUUGAGAUUCAACAGAGCACGAUUAAAACUACGUGCCACUAGUAGCCCCAUUUUCUUCACAUUCUAUGGACUGGUGGUUGUGAAUGUUGUGAUCAGCGUGAUUCGUUGCAUUGUUUCUAUGACAGUAAAUGCUUCUGCUGUAGUUGGAGGUUAUGUUGAUAAAGGACUCUGGAUUACUGUACGAUUUUUUCUUCUUGCCAUGGAACUCAGCGUAGUCAUUUUUGGAUUGGCAUUUGGCCACUUGGACAGUAGAAGUAGUAUUCGUUAUGUACUGCUUGCAACAUCUUUAAUUUCCUUGGCCUUUACUAUUACUCAGGGUGUGCUGGAAAUAGUUUCACCUGAUGAAAUCUUCCAUGUAUAUUCCAAAGAUUAUGAUCUUUUUGGCCAUGGAGGAAUGUUGUUCUGGUUUGUCAGCUCUGUUGUAUUCACUUUGGUAUAUCUCACCAUAUUAAUUUUACCAUGGACAAGAUUAAGAGAAAGAUUAGCCUUGCCUACCAAACGUUCAUUCUACAUAUAUAUAUUUUUCUUGGUGGUGCUAUACCUUGCUCAGUCCAUAGGCAGUGGCCUUCUAAACUAUGGUAUUGGAGAGGGACUUUGCAUUGUGGAUGUAACAACAUGCAUUUACUUCACGCUGCUAACACCACUAGUCUACCACACGUUCCUCAGUGAGUUCUUUGGCAUAUCUCAACCAAGCAUAAUGUUUUCCUACAAAGCACAAGUGGAUGACAAUGUGGAAGAUGAUACAGUGUCACUCCCACAUCAGCAGUCGUUCUCAUCCCUCAAGACUGAUUCAGAUUACAUUUACCAAAAUAACAGUGUAUAUGAUAGUACCCAGUUUGAUAACGGUGCAACUCCAGUGAAUCCUCUGUAUGCUGCAUCAUUACAAAGUCCUGACAGCAUCACAGGCUACAGCAUUGAUAGUGCCCAGUCACUUGAGGUUGGUGCAGCUGGUCAAAGCUACCAACAAAAUUACACAGUUCAGCAACAGUAAAAUAUUUGUAUGGCUUUUAAAUUGUAAGUUUUUGUUUAAAUACAGUGACUGGACUUUUAUGAAACCAGAUGUGUAUCAUUCACAGGCUACAGAUCUAGCUAACUGGAGCAAUAAAACAUAUUAAAUGCUGUUAUAGUGAAGAAUGACAAAAACAAGCAUGACACGGAAAUAAUUCAUCUUGAGAAAUCUGUGAAUGAAAAUUUCAGAUAUAAAGACCUUUUCAUUAUCUUGUUCACUGAACGCAGUGAAAUAGGCAAGGAAAAUAGUUUCAGCAUUGAACUGGUGAAGGAUUCAUAGCUGAUUUGGGUGGGUGGGUGUGUGCAUGCGUGUGUUCAAGAAUGAAUGGUCUUUUCCUGAUGGCAGUUGCAUAGUCUGCUAAAUGACAUUUGUGAUCUGGACCUGAUCACAUGGAAUGAACCUCGUGGCCCAGAUAUGAUGUGAUUAUGACCAUACAAUGAAACAGUGAGAUUAUAUAAACACGAAAAUGACAUCGACAGGAGUGAAUUCACUUCACCAUGCCUAACUGCUCUCUUGGCAUCCAGUCAUUGAACAUAAUUUGUCUAGUAAAUGCUUCUGUUCCUCUCUCAUCUUGUCACUAUUUCUAUAUGUAAUGAAGAAGAAGUUCUAAUGUGUGGGUAGUGUAAUUUCAGAUGUGUAUUGUUACAUUGUGAAAGACAGAUUACUGACGCACUUCAUAUAUCUGUCUGCUGUUUUCCGACACCAUAUGUUGCCAUAGUGGUCUUAAUUUCAUAUGCAUGUGAUAAAUGGGUUGGUUUAGUAAUGUUUUCUUUUUCUUUCGAAAUGCCUAUGCAAGGGGUGAUUAAUCUUGGGUGCCAAGUCUCUGUGAUACAUAAAAUUUGAAUUGUGGUUGUCAUUUUUGUCGGGGGGACAUUAUUCUAAAUUUGUUUUAUAUUCAUGCAUGAAUCAUUUUUAAAUUUGCAGUUUGUAGUUGUGAUUCAGUCAUGUAGAUUAUGGCUGCAGCUGAUGGCAAAAGCAGAUGUUUUUCUGUUCAGAUUACAUCAUCAGUUGUCAGAAAAAUAUGAACUUUGAAAUUGGCAUAACAAAUGAUUUGACAUUGAUUUGUCGUAACCAUCACGCUCCAGGCAUGUGCUGAGUGAAGCUUUAUAGGUAUUCUCGAGUCUUUGUCAGUAUAUGUAAAUCCGUUGAAUUUCAUGUUUAACACUAGUAAAUAGUGAUGUGUUUGGCGAAGUAACUAUUCAGUGACAUUCUUUGUUAUGGCGUCAAAUUUCUGUAAAAACAAUGCAUUCUUUAUAACCUGUGCCUAAAAGAAGUACUCAUAUUUCUGAUCGUUGUCUGAUUUCCGUCUUGGUUAAACGUCUGUGUAUCAAGUCUGUCAAUAAUGCAACAAUCAUUCAUUCAUUUAUUUGUUCAUUUUCCAUAAAUCCAUACAGAAAACAAUUUCAUAGGAUGUGGAGAUAGUCACAAAUAAAGCACUACAAUGUUCAUAUAGUCAUACACAUCAGAAAGUACAUAAUAAAGUAAGCAUCAACAUGAACAUUACUUAUUAUAACUAAAACAAUUAAGUUAUUGUAGUAUGAACAUAAUAGUAGUCUAGUAAUAAAAACCUAGUAAAUGGCAACAUACAUACAAAUACAUUCCAUCAAAUAUAUGUAUAUAUCUAUAUGUCAUAAUACAAAUGCCGUCGUGAAUGGAUUGAGAUAUUAGCCCCAGAAGCAGAAACAGCAAUAAAUAACCUAGAAAUAGCAGAACAAAAUUAUUAUAGACAUCUAAUUGCAAAGAAAUUAA
Cryptotermes secundus is the source of this 4013-nucleotide messenger RNA. Its product is annotated as transmembrane protein adipocyte-associated 1 homolog. Lineage: Eukaryota; Metazoa; Arthropoda; Insecta; Blattodea; Kalotermitidae. Gene Ontology annotation, molecular function: G protein-coupled receptor activity. The transcript is spliced from 9 exons. Bases 1047 to 2246 code for a protein of 399 amino acids. Gene Ontology annotation, biological process: G protein-coupled receptor signaling pathway. Gene Ontology annotation, cellular component: plasma membrane. The record is from RefSeq and is a predicted model, not a curated record.